Microcebus murinus (gray mouse lemur) is the source of this 2769-nucleotide messenger RNA. NCBI's taxonomy places the organism in Eukaryota, Metazoa, Chordata, Mammalia, Primates, Cheirogaleidae. The record is from RefSeq and is a predicted model, not a curated record.
AGGAAUGGAAGGGUAAAUAACAGAGCAUUCUCCUAGUAAGUGCCUACAGGGGCCAGCUAGGUGGUGUGGGUCCUUGCCACAGGCUGGAAAAAUGAAAAGGAAAGGAAAGCUGCUGCUCCAGCUGCAGAGGGUAAAGGUCAACAAAAUAAGUCUCAGGACAGGAAGCAGCUACAGAGUUGACAGUUACAAAGUUCCUUUUGAGGGACAGGGUGGAUUCAGCUGUUUUGCCUUUCAGGAACUAAAAGGAGGGGCCUAGAGAAAGGAAAGAACAAAGUAUAGGAAAGUGCAAACAGUGUUUUGCGCUUCAGGCCAGAGCCCCGGGCAAAGUUUGCCCAGGCAGGUUCCUCUCUCCCCAGGAGUUAUUCCCAAGACUGUAUUCAGGGGGUGAUGCCCUCAGUCUGACAGUGAUGGAGUUAAUUUUGUGUUAUCUAUGCCUCUAGGAGACAAAUUGCCCUCUAAGCCUGCUUCCAACAAGAUAAAACUUCCUCCAAGAGCUCCCCUAGACAUUGCAGACAAACCAAUGCAACCUCCCUCCCGGAACAAGUGGGAUCUUAAGGGGUUUGCUGAUCAGCCAAUGCAAGAGGAGCAAGGACUGUUAGGAGCUUGCUGUCUGCAGGACUAACUGGGCUCUUCAGCGCACACCCUGUUGAGGACAGAGGAGCCUGGACUCCCAUGUUACGAGUAUCCGAUAGGGAAAUUCAGUUGAGGAAGAGCCUGAUGCCAGACUUCCUAACUGUGACGUGGAAGGUGAGAGCUUGGAAGGGGUUCAGGAAAAGAAGAUCCAAUAACCUAGAGGAGGCAGAUGAGGAAGGUGGUCGACAGGUUCAAGGAGCAGAGAGUGACCACGCAAGAGCUCGCCAGGAGCCGUUGAGCCCAGUGAUCACUUGCGGCAUCUGUGUGAACAUGCAAAGAUAACAAUGCAAAAACUUUGCAUUACUCACUGGGAGGAGAUUUAGCAAGAAGCUCCCAUGGAAGAAAUUCCUGUGCCACCCAGGAGCAAGCACCCUUAUGCCUGUAACAGAAAACUUCAACUGACUUAAAUAAUGAGGAAAAUGUAUUAUCUCGUACAGCAAGAAGUCCAAAGGUUCUUACAUAGACAUCUUGAAAAUGAAGAUACAAGGCCAACGUCUUCUCUCAGAUCAGUCCACAAAGCUGCCACUGCCUGUUGUCUUCUUCUAGAUUAAAAAACAACUAGAUUCUCUCCGAGGGAGACUGAGGUUAUUGGAUCUGCUUUUCCUGAACCCUUCCAAGCUCUCACCUUCCACGUCACAGCUAGGAAAUCUGGCAUCAGGCCCCAGGGAGCAGGAAUAUGUGACACAUAAGGGCACACCUGGCCCAGCCUGGAGCAUGGGGCGUCAUUGCAUAAUAGAACGCUUCUACAUUUUUUUCAAUGCAAAUAUCUGAAUCAGAGGUACACAGGAGCAACCUGAGGUCCUGCAACUAUAUUUCCUAGAGAUUCCUGGGGAGAUACUAACCAGACUCUGGGGGUAGGGCCAUUUGAAAGCCUAUAAGGGCAGCUCCUCUGCAGACCUUAGAAGUCAAGAGGAUUGCAGUCAACCUGGUUCCUGCUGAAGUGACCCAGUGAGUGGAGCUCUGGCAUCAUGGACAUUGAAGCAUAUUUUGAAAGAAUUGGUUAUAAGAACUCUAGGAAGAACUUGGACUUGGAAACACUAACUGACAUUCUUCAGCACCACAUCCGGGCCGUUCCCUUUGAGAACCUUAACAUACAUUGUGGGGAAACCAUGGAGUUCGGCUUACAGGCCAUUUUUGAUCAAGUUGUGAGAAAGAACCGGGGUGGGUGGUGUCUCCAGGUCAAUCAACUUCUGUACUGGGCUCUGCGCACAAUCGGUUUUGAGACCACCACGUUUGGAGGGUAUGUUUACAUACCUGAAAUCGACCAAUACAGCAGUAACAUGAUUCACCUUGUACUGCAGGUGACCAUUGGUAGCAAGAAGUACAUUGUUGAUGCUGGGUUUGGAUUCUCCUUCCAGAUGUGGCAGCCUCUGGAGUUGAUUUCUGGGCAGGAUCAGCCUCAGGUGCCUUGCAUCUUCCGCUUGAGAGAAGAGAGUGGCACCUGGUACCUGGACCAAAUCAGAAGAGAGCAGCACGUUCCAAAUGAAGAAUUUCUUAAUUCUGAACUCCUGGAAAAGAACAAAUACCGGAAAAUGUACUCUUUUACUCUCGAACCUCAAGCGAUUGAAAAUUUUGAGCCUGUGAAUACGUACAUGCAGGAAUCUCCAACAUCCGUGUUUAAAACCACAUCGCUGUGUUCCCUGCAGACCCCAGAAGGGGUUCACGGUUUGGUGGGCUUCACCCUCAUCUCCAAAAGAUUCAAUUAUAAGGACAAUAUAGAUCUGGUAGACAUUAAGACUCUGGAUGAGAAAGAAGUAGAAGAAGUGCUGAAAAAUAUAUUUAAUAUUUCCCUGGAGAGAAAAUUUGUGCCCAAACAUGGUGGUCUAUUUAUCAAUAUUUAACUUUUUAGUGUAAGGAGGAAAAAAAAAAAAAACCUCUUGUUUUUAUCAUCCACCUGACUAAUGAUCAACUGAUGAGCUAUCACAUUUCUUCUAUACCUCCACAUAAUUUUGAAGAAAAUCCUAGACAUGAAAUCAUUUCACCCCUAACAAUGUCAGUAUGUAUAAUUAAAUAGCUUUUUAAUGAAACAUAACAACACAUCUUUUCAAAUUACUAAUAAAGUCAUUUUAAUGAUAACCUGUGGGUAUUUUGGGAAUCAUAGUGAUUUAUGCUAUAAAGCCUUUAUAAUUUGUUUAU